Molecule: messenger RNA, 153 nt
Organism: Symbiodinium natans
Lineage: Eukaryota; Dinophyceae; Suessiales; Symbiodiniaceae
Source: the annotation of a GenBank genome assembly
AUGCGCCUUGGUGUGGGCACUGCAAGAAGUUGGCCCCGGUCUGGGAGCAACUUGCAGAGAAGUUGGAAGGCAAGGUUGCGUUGGCCAAAGUGGACGCAACCGCGGAGGAAGGAUUGGCGUACGAGUGGGAGAUCGAAGGAUACCCCACGUUGA